Messenger RNA from Cebus imitator (Panamanian white-faced capuchin), 2827 nucleotides. RefSeq names its product FKBP prolyl isomerase 14 (gene FKBP14). The coding region runs from base 282 to 917 and encodes 211 amino acids. Lineage: Eukaryota; Metazoa; Chordata; Mammalia; Primates; Cebidae. The transcript has 4 exons. The record is from RefSeq and is a predicted model, not a curated record. Gene Ontology annotation, molecular function: calcium ion binding; peptidyl-prolyl cis-trans isomerase activity.
UGAGGGCUGCCUGAAGGACAGCAGGAAAAGCCAAUGGGAGGCCGCGCUUCCCAGGCGGCAGCGUUAUAAGAGCCUGUCAGGGUUACAUUUGGGCUUAACUCUUUAAAGGUGGGUUCAGGCCCCGUGAGAAAGUAGUAGUAAAUGUGCCACGUCUUCUAACAAGGGGAAGUCCUGAACUUGCCUGAGGCCGUUAUCCCUAAGCCUUGAACUAAGCUCUUAAAUUUAUGAAAUUGAGGGCCUUUUCGCUGCUUUUGUAGGGACUUCUUUCCUGUUUCAGCAACAUGAGGCUCUUCUUGUGGAACACGGUCUUGACGCUGCUCGUCACUUCUUUGAUUGGGGCUCUGAUCCCUGAACCAGAAGUGAAAAUUGAAGUUCUCCAGAAACCAUUCAUCUGCCAUCGCAAGACCAAAGGAGGGGAUUUGAUGUUGGUACACUAUGAAGGCUACUUAGAAAAGGACGGCUCCUUGUUUCACUCCACUCAUAAACAUAACAAUGGUCAGCCCAUUUGGUUUACCCUGGGCAUCCUGGAGGCUCUCAAAGGUUGGGACCAGGGCUUAAAAGGAAUGUGUGUAGGAGAGAAGAGAAAGCUCAUCAUUCCUCCGGCCCUGGGAUAUGGAAAAGAAGGAAAAGGUAAAAUUCCCCCAGAAAGUACACUGAUAUUUAAUAUUGAUCUCCUGGAGAUUCGAAAUGGACCAAGAUCCCAUGAAUCAUUCCAAGAAAUGGAUCUUAACGAUGACUGGAAACUCUCUAAAGAUGAGGUUAAAGCAUAUUUAAAGAAGGAGUUUGAAAAACAUGGUGCGGUGGUAAAUGAAAGUCAUCAUGAUGUUUUGGUAGAAGAUAUUUUUGAUAAAGAAGAUGAAGACAAAGAUGGGUUUAUAUCUGCCAGAGAAUUUACAUAUAAACAUGAUGAGUUAUAGAGACACAUCUACCCAUUUAAUAGAGCAUUCAUCUUUAAAGAGAGGGCAGUCAUCUUUAAAGAACAUUUUAUUUUUUAACAAUGUUCUUUCUUGCUUUGUUUCUUUAUUUUUAUCUAUUUUUUCUGACCCCUAUGUAAAGAACCCCUUAGGGCUUCUAACUAUCCAUUUCUUUCUGGUAAGUUAUUGGGAAGAAAAAUCUAAUUUGUCUUUGAAUAGAAGACUUCUGGACUAUUUUUCACUUUCACAGAUAGGAAGCUUUGUUUUACUUUCUUACUUGUAAAUUUAAAAUAAUGCAACUGGGAGUAUACCAAGACAUGAGACCAGGUUAUAGCACAAAUUAGCACUCUAUAUUUCAGUUUUCCUCUAUUUUCUCCAAGUUAGAGAUCAACAUUUGAAAAGCCUUUUGCAAUAGCCCAAGGCUUGCUAUUUUCAUGUUAUAAUGAAAUAAUUUGUCUGUAACAACUAGCUCUGAGUCUCUGCUUGAGGACCAGAGGAAAAUGGUGGUUGGACUUGAUUUGUUAAUGGCUAGUAAGCCUUUUUUUACUAAGGAGAUGUGCAAUGUCAAAGUUAGAAACAAGGUUAAUAACUUAUAUAAAUAUGUAUGCAUUGAAACAUUCUACCUAGGACUUAAGCGGAUGAAGUUUGGCUCCUAGUGACUAGUGGCCUAUUAUGAUAAAUAGGACAAAUCAUUUAUGUGUGACUUUCUUUGUAAUAAAAUGUAUCAAUAUGUUAUAAAUGAGGUAGAGAGUUAUAUUUAUAUUUAAUGUUUACUUCUUAAGGCUAGCAGAUUAUCCUUCCUGGUUCUUUAAUGGGUAGUCUAUAGUAUAUUAUACUACAAUAACAUUGUAUCACAAGGUAAAUUAGUAAACCAGUCUACAUUUUCCCAUUUCUGUCUCAUCAAAAACUGAAGUGGGCUGGGCGUGGCAGCUCAUGCCUGUAAUCCCAGCACUUUGGAAGGUCAAGGAGGGGGGAUCACUUGAGGUCAGGAAUUUGAGACCCACCUGGCCAACAUGGUGAAACCCCAUCUCUACUAAAAAUAAAAAAAUUAGCCAGGCAUGGUGGUGCACACCUGUAGUCCCAGCUACUACUUGAGAGGCUGAGAAGACAGCACCCACAAGGCAGAUGUUGCAGUGAGCUGAGAUCAUGCCACUGUACUCCAAUAAGGGUGUCAGAGGAAGAUUCCAUCUCAAAAAAAAAAAAAAAAAAGGAAGGGGAUCUACAGCAGCUACUAUUGAAUACCUAUCCUGGGUUUAAAAAAAGAAAAGAAUAUAUAGUUUUAUUUUAAAUUGGCUUUUAUCUUUAAUUCUUUUUUUAAAAAAGUUAAUCAAAUCUUCAUUUUCUAAGAACAGCCCUUUAUAAUGUACAAAAUGAUAUUAAGGGCAUUAUUAUCUUUGAUUUUCAUGGCUCUGAGGUCAUGAAACAAGCUGGUGGAGGUUAUUAUGCCUAAUUUAUAAAUGAGGAAAUUAUCAUUCAAAAAGAUUGAUUGUUAUGCCCAGGGUCAGCACUAACCUGUAGAACCAGUAUUCAGUCCCCAAGUUCAGCGUCUUCUACUGCCCUCUACUAAUAAAAAAGAGAAAAUUUUCUUGGGCCUAAUUCUGUCUUCAUCUGUUGUUUAUCUUUGAGUCUUUGUUCUCUGAAUAUGGUUUUCUGCCUGUUUCUGGCUCAUUAGAAUUCUCACUAUGAUAUAGAAAUGGCUCCAGUUUCAUAGCAUAAUCUUGUAGUUAGCUCUGAAUUUGCCUCAAAAACCCUGAACAAUGAGAGGUUUAUGGUGUGUUUUACUUCUUUUAUUUCUAUUUAUCCUUGUUUGUUGUUUUAAAAGAGUUAUGAACAAGUAUUACAUCAUAUGUAGACCACUUUCACUGAUUAUAUAUUGACAUUUUCCUCACUAAAACAUAAAGUUCUUAGGAAGA